This is a messenger RNA of Periophthalmus magnuspinnatus, 1348 nucleotides long. RefSeq lists its product as uncharacterized. Lineage: Eukaryota; Metazoa; Chordata; Actinopteri; Gobiiformes; Gobiidae. The record is from RefSeq and is a predicted model, not a curated record. The transcript has 7 exons. The coding region runs from base 175 to 1137 and encodes 320 amino acids.
GUCAAGGUAACGACGUAAGCCUGGUCAGGCGAGCGGAGCUAACUUGCUAAUGCAUUUUCUUAGCCAAACACACGAUAAAACGUAAGUGCAGUUCAAGUUGCUGUGAAUUUAAGUUUUUAUUACCCGUGAGAAAACCCGUGUCCGAUCCGGUAUGGUUUGGCAUCAACACAAACUAUGUCAAGCAGCAACAUCAACCUACCCCCGGUGCGACAUUUGCCACACUGGACUCGAGUUGGGAGUCUGGGGAAACCAUGCUCUGCGCCUCGCCUUCCACCGGGGAUCCAACUAGAGCCGCUUCGCCCCGGCCCACCAGCGGACAGGGGGCCGGUGAUGAAGGCGCAUUCACCGGAGGAGUCGUGCCACAUCGACCCGGACCCCCGCGUCGCCUCGCUGCACAGAAAUAUCCAGUUCCUUCAGCAGCAACACCAGGACACGCUGGGCAAGCUUCACUCGGAAAUCGAAUACCUCAGACGGGAGAAUAAAGAGCUGCAGUAUAAGCUGAUAAUGGAGUCGCCCACUGUUAGUCGGAGAGCAGGAUUACCCACUAGUCGUGGAGGCCUCAGACCGCCCACUCAGGGCAGUGAUGUGCGCACUGGACUGUACCUGGAGGAGCAGCUGCAGGACACGCGACCCCUGCAUGACCAAGCAGCCAGUCUGCGAGAGUCCACAGACACAGCAGGCUCCUUCAGUAAAGUGCACGGUGCAGAGCCAAGAGGGGGUCUCAUCACUUCACUACAGCCUCUGCGCAUCCACAGUAGCCCCGCUCACCCACCACGCCCACCUACCCUGCACGAGUGUGAGGUCAUCAUCCGACAGCUCUACAAUGCCAACAGUAUACAGUCUCAGGAACUUUUGCGUGUGAAAGCCUUGCUGAGAGACAUUGUUUUCAGUAAGAAAAUCACUCCAGAAAACUACAUUCUCACCAAAACCUAUCUUGCAGAUGGGACAAGGAAGUUUUCUGAAACCGAGAAGUUGCCAAAGCUUGGUCAUCAGACAUUUCCAGAAAAAUCCUCUGAAGCGCCCCAGUCGACUCUGAUAUUGCCCGCUCUCAAACAGUCGUUCAGUACAUCUAUCGCAGACAGACAGAGGAGAGCCCGAGCUGUGCAGAGGGGCCGCUGCAAGAGAGUGGUGCAGUGACCCAGCAAUACUCAUCAAGAGAUUCUGGUAUUUUCACACCAACCAGGAAUGACAAAAGACAAAGGAAUUUGCACAUAUAAAAAAUAAUGUAUUACCUUUUAUGUAGUAGAAUGAGAUGUUCCUAUAUGCGUAAUAAGAGCACACGACAUUUUGUUUAACUGGUUGAAUAGAUGUUUUCUUGUAUAAUUAUUCAUUAUAUUACAUUGUUUUC